Capsella rubella is the source of this 2982-nucleotide messenger RNA. RefSeq names its product serine/threonine-protein phosphatase 6 regulatory subunit 3. The transcript has 19 exons. Lineage: Eukaryota; Viridiplantae; Streptophyta; Magnoliopsida; Brassicales; Brassicaceae. Bases 233 to 2611 code for a protein of 792 amino acids. The record is from RefSeq and is a predicted model, not a curated record. Gene Ontology annotation, molecular function: protein phosphatase binding; protein phosphatase regulator activity.
UUUUUUGGACGCUUUCUAAAAUUAUGUGAUUUCUCAUUUGUGCCUCUCCUUCUUCGCCACCACCAUCACCACCAUCAAAUUAGGGUUUUUUCAGGCGAGUUCUUUUUUUUUCUUCACGAGUGCCCUGAGAUUUUAGUGAUUGAGUUUGGCUCUGAGAAGCAGAGAUCUAAUUAGCUCCGUGUUCUUCUUCUUCGUCUUCGUCUUCAUCAUCGUCUUGCUUUCUCCUUUCACCAUGUUCUGGAAGUUGACUGCUCUCUCUGCUGCUUCACCGGUCGAAUCCAUAUUAGACAAGGAAGACUUCACUUUGGAAGAACUCUUGGAUGAGGAAGACAUAAUCCAGGAAUGCAGAGCUUUGAACAGCCGGCUCAUAAAUUUUCUGAGAGAAAGAGCCCAAGUGGAACAGUUAUUACGUUUUAUUGUUGAAGAAUCUCCUGAAGAUGCUGAUAGCAAGCGCGCCUUCAAGUUUCCUUUCAUCUCCUCUGAAGUUUUGACCUGUGAAAUUGAUGUUAUUCUAAAGACUUUAGUGGACGAGGAGGAGCUUAUGAACCUACUUUUCUCCUUUUUGGAACCUAACCGUUCCCACAGUGUGAUGCUAGCUGGGUAUUUCAGCAAGGUUGUCAUAUGCCUCAUGCUGAGGAAGACAGUCCCGCUGAUGAACUAUGUAAAAGCCCAUCAGAAUGUUUUCCAGCAACUGGUUGAUUUGAUAGGGAUUACGUCCAUUAUGGAGGUUCUAAUUCGGUUGGUUGGUGCGGAUGAUCAUGUGUAUCCCAACCACCUGGAUGUGAUGCAAUGGUUAGCUGAUAGCAAUCUGCUUGAAAUGAUUGUGGAUAAGCUUAGCCCAUCAAACUCUCUUGAAGUUCAUGCAAAUGCUGCUGAAACACUCUGCACUAUCUCUCAAAAUGCACCGUCACCGUUGGCUACCAAACUCUCUAGUUCAAGCUUUGUUGCAAGGAUAUUUGGUCAUGCUUUCGAAGAUUCCCAGUCUAAAUCGAGCCUUGUCCACACACUUUCAGUGUGCAUUUCGUUGUUGAGCCCAAGAAGAUCUGUAGUUUCCUCCCCCUUUAUGUAUUCAUUCAGGGGCCAACAAAUCUUCGAGUCUCCAGUUUCUGUGAAUCCGGAGACUAUUGCCACCAUGCUGCCUAGACUUGGUGACUUUGUUGCACUUUUGAAUGUGACCUCUGAUGAAAAAAUCUUACCUACUACCUAUGGGCAGUUGAAGCCUCCUCUUGGCAGUCAUCGUCUGAAGAUUGUGGAGUUCAUUGCUGUCUUGUUGAAAAAUCGAAGUGAAGCAACAGGAAAAGAACUAGCCAGCUCAGGAGCUAUUAGAAGAGUUCUUGAUCUGUUCUUUGAGUACCCAUAUAAUAAUGCACUGCACCAUCAGGUGGAAAGUAUAAUAGUAUCGUGUUUGGAAAGCAAAAACGAUGAGAUUGUUGACCAUCUUCUCCAAGAGUGCGAUUUGAUUGGAAAAAUUCUCAAAACAGAGAAACAGCCAAUUCUUUCUGGUGAUAAGCAGCCAACAUUAGCUGCUGCUGGAAAGCAAGCUCCGAGGGUGGGAAAUGUUGGUCAUAUCUCGAGAAUUUCAAACAAGCUUAUUCAGCUGUCAACUAACAGUAACCAGAUAAAGUCUAUACUUGAGGAAAAUAACGAAUGGGGUGAGUGGGAAGCGAAUACGUUGCACGAUCGAAAUGCAGUUGAGAAUGUUUAUCGCUGGGUUUGCGGACGCCCAACUGCAUUACAUGAUAGGACUAGGGACAGUGACGAUGAUGAAGUUCACGACAGGGAUUAUGAUCUUGCCGGUUUAGCUAAUAACUUAAACCAGUUCAGAUACAACAUGCAAGAGAACAAUGGUGCUGUGGAGGAGCAUGGCUCCAAUGACAGAGAGGAAGAGGAUGUUUAUUUUGAUGAUGAAUCUGCUGAAGUUGUUAUAUCAUCUCUAAGGCUUGGUGAUGAACAGGCGAACAACUUAUUCACAAACUCAAACUGGUUCACGUUCCAAGGAGAUGAAUUGGGCGAAAACACAGGAACAGGAGCUAUAUCUUCGGAGGAAGCAAUGGAAGAUGUAAGCUUGAAUGAAACUUCUGGUGGUGGAGAUGAAGAAGACGAAGACUGUUUGAUUACAGAAAGCAAGAACCCUUUUGUUGACUCAGCUGCAGCCACAGCCUCAACCUCAGAAGCUGUCCCUGUGGACGCUGAUAUCGAGAUUGAUGAAGAUGUGGGUUCAGAUGAAUUGUCGCCAGAAUGGGUUAAACGUGGUGAUUCCUCUUCAUCCCCGACACCGGUCACAGUAGAUCCGUUCCAGGAAGAUGACGUGAAGAUGCCUGAUGUGAGAAUCCCAAACGGUUCUUCAUCCUCAGAAGGUGAUAUUAGCCCGAGAUCACCGCCUGUGCCUUCAUUGUUUGGAAAAGAUGUUGAGUUUGUGGGAGUAGAGCCAGAAGGAACCGAAAGGGCAAUGGAUCAAGCUCUCAAGGAAGGCAUAGUGGGAGAAGCAGGGCCAAUGAAGAGGAACAACGCCACAGCCUCUCCGGGAAAGGAGAGCCCCGAUGAUAGUAUGCAGGAGUACAACGACACUAACUACUGGAAGGUUGAUCAGGAGGUGACUGUAGUUGAAUGACGUGACACAAUCAUUGCCUGAUGAAGGAUUUGAUGAGAUGACAUGAGACAAUCAUUGUCUUAAACGAUUCCCAGAGAGACAGGGAAGGGAAGGUACGUGUGAAUGUACAGUACUACUAAGUCUUAAGUCUUAAAGUCUAAGUCAUCUUUUGUUUUCUUAAUGUUCUGCUUAUUUUUACAAAGUGACUGAUAUGCUCUUUUAGGUUUUUCUUUUUACAAAUCUUGGAUGCUUUUGUUAUGCCUAUCAAGGAUUUAUUUUACUCAGUUUUCGUAUUAUGUUUGAAAUAUUUGAUUAUUGGGACUCUUGUUGUAAAGACUUUCGUGAGGGUUGCUCGUUCUUGGAUAAUAAUAAAAACUCUGAAUUUAGUGUCU